UGCUAACGUUUUAAAUAAAAUUUAUUAAAAUUUUCGUUUUAAAAUUUAAUUUUGACGGAUGCCACAGCUAUCUUAUAAUUUUAUCUCAUACAUAAAUGCCCGAGAUGACCAUGUCCGAUUCGGAGUCAGAUAACUCGGGAUCUGAUGGUGAUGUAAAUAAUAGCAAAAGUGGGUCUUCUUCUGAUAACUCUGGGUCUGAUAGUGAUUCUGGAUCAUCGAGUUCCAGUUCAUCAAGAUCUAGUAAAGGAAAUGAUUCCGAUUCCGGGAAUGAAAAUGAAGAAAAUUCACGUACUGCAUCGCCUGCCAAAACUAACGAAAACAAUGCAACUGCACCGCCAUCUCCAGCUGCCUCCGAUCAUAAUAAGAUAAAUCACGAUGAUGAGGAUGUUUCAAAUUCUGAUUCUGACGAUGGUCGAAAAUCAAAAAGUUCACGAAAAGAUACUUCGGAACGCGCGGAAAGUGAAAAUGACAAGAAAUCGAAAACUAGCAGUCGAAGAUCUAAAGCUUCAUCGUCAUGGAAUUCCGACAGUUCAGAUUCCGAGAGUGAUGUAGAACGAGAACGUCCUCCACCAAGUAAACGUGUUGGCGCAAAUUUACGACGCGUUCCACAAAAACCAGCAAUAAAUUCAAAUAGUAGCCAUCAUUCACGCCGUUCAACAAAUAAAAGUGUACAUAAAUCGAACUCGUAUAGCUCAGAAGAAUCUAGUGUUGAUUCCGAUGAUGAAAAAAUUAGUCGACAAGCGUCACGGCGUAAUGUACGUGGCGCAAAUGCAAUUAGUUAUAAGGAACAGAGUGAAGAGGACGCAACUGGUAGUGAAGAUUUAGUUGAAAUUGACGCUGAACAACAAUUAGCUGAAGAGGCUGCCCUAGAAGCGGAAGAAAAAUGUGAAACUAUAGAAAAAAUUUUAGCACAACGACGUGGAAAAAAGAAAGUUACGGGAAAUAUUACCACUAUUUAUGAAGUUGAAGAAAACGGUGAUCCAAAUGAAGGUGCGGAAAAUCUACCACUGGACGAAACAGAAAUGCAGUAUUUAAUUAAAUGGAAAGGUUGGGCCCAUAUUCAUAAUACAUGGGAAUCUGAAGAAUCAUUAAAAGAACAAAAAGUAAAGGGUAUUAAAAAAUUAGAUAAUUUUGUAAAACGAGAGACUGACUUAGAAAUAUGGCGAAAUCAUGCGUCACCAGAAGAUUUAGAUUAUUACGAAUGUCAAAUCGAAUUACAACAAGAAUUAUUAAAAAGUUACAAUAAUGUGGAACGUAUUAUUGCACAAUAUGAGAAACCGGAAAAAACCGGCAUCGAUUAUUAUGUAAAAUGGGAGAGUUUACCAUACGCAGAAUCAACAUGGGAAGAUUCAACGUUGUUAGAUAGAAAAUGGCCACAUAAAAUACGUGAAUUUCGUGAACGCGAAGACUCAAAACGGACACCAUCGCGCCAUAGUAAAGUAUUAAAAUAUCGGCCUAAAUUUCAUGAAAUUAAAACACAACCAGAAUAUUUUGGCGGGGAAGAUAACACAUCGUUGAUACUACGUGAUUAUCAAAUGGACGGUUUAAAUUGGUUAGUCCAUUCGUGGUGUAAAGAGAAUUCAGUGAUAUUAGCCGAUGAAAUGGGUUUGGGUAAAACGAUCCAAACAAUAUGUUUUUUAUACUAUUUAUUCAAUGUUCAUCAUUUAUACGGUCCUUUCUUGUGUGUUGUGCCCUUAAGUACGAUGACGUCAUGGCAACGAGAAUUUCAGCAAUGGGCCCCCGAAAUGAAUAUUGUUACAUAUCUAGGGGAUGUUAAUUCACGUAAUGUGAUUCGACAAUUUGAAUGGUGUUACAAUAGUUCAAAACGACUGAAAUUCAAUGCUGUUUUAACCACAUACGAAAUUGUAUUGAAAGAUAAAGCAUUUUUGGGUAGCUAUAGUUGGGCUGUACUGUUAGUUGACGAGGCGCAUCGUUUAAAAAAUGACGAUUCACUGUUAUACAAAGCCUUAAUGGAAUUUGAUACGAAUCAUCGAUUAUUAAUUACAGGCACCCCAUUACAAAAUAGCUUAAAAGAAUUAUGGGCAUUAUUACAUUUCAUAAUGCCACAGAAAUUUGAUCAAUGGGAAGAUUUUGAAAAAGAUCAUGAAAAUGCUGCGACAAAAGGCUACUCAAAAUUACAUAAACAGCUCGAGCCAUUUAUAUUACGGCGUGUUAAAAAAGAUGUUGAAAAAUCAUUACCAGCGAAAGUUGAACAAAUUUUACGUGUGGAAAUGACGUCAAUACAAAAACAAUAUUAUAAAUGGAUCCUAACAAAAAAUUAUAAUGCCUUACGUAAAGGGGUCAAAGGCUCAACAAAUACUUUUUUAAACAUUGUUAUCGAAUUAAAAAAAUGUUGUAAUCAUGCGCUGUUAACAAAACCCACUGAAUAUGAAGCUCAAACCAAUCAAGAGGAUCACAUUCAGCAAUUAUUACGUGGUUCAGGAAAAUUAGUGUUAUUAGAUAAAUUAUUAGUACGAUUACGUGAAACGGGACAUCGUGUUUUAAUAUUUUCACAAAUGGUUCGUAUGUUGGAUAUCCUAGGUGAAUAUUUACAAAAAAGGCAUUUUCCAUUCCAACGUUUAGAUGGUAGUAUAAAAGGUGAAUUACGUCGACAAGCGUUAGAUCAUUUUAAUGCUGAAGGUUCACAAGAUUUUUGUUUUUUAUUAUCAACAAGAGCUGGUGGAUUAGGUAUUAAUUUAGCAACAGCCGAUACUGUGAUCAUUUUUGAUUCAGAUUGGAAUCCUCAAAACGACUUACAAGCGCAAGCUAGAGCUCAUCGUAUUGGGCAAAAGAAUCAGGUGAAUAUUUAUAGAUUGGUAACGGCGCGUAGUGUCGAAGAAGAAAUUGUUGAGCGUGCUAAACAAAAAAUGGUGUUAGAUCAUUUAGUUAUUCAACGGAUGGACACAACAGGUCGUACUGUACUCGAUAAAAAAGGUUCAUCGAACAAUACACCCUUCAAUAAAGAGGAUUUGACAGCUAUACUUAAAUUUGGUGCCGAAGAAUUAUUCAAAGAUGAAGAUGAUAAAGACGAAGAACCUACUUGUGAUAUUGAUGAAAUUUUACGGCGUGCUGAAACACGUGAUGAAGGUCCAACAAUGGCUGGUGAUGAAUUAUUAAGUGCAUUUAAGGUAGCCAGUUUUGCCGCAUUUGAUGAGGAUAAGGAGCCAGAACCGGAAGUGUCUGGUGUUGAUGAUGAGAGCAAAGAUUGGGAUGAUAUUAUACCAGAAACGCUACGGAAGCGUGUUGAAGAAGAGGAGCGUAGUAAGGAAAUGGAAGAUUUAUAUUUACCGCCACGGAGCAGGAAAACCCUUCAACAGAUUAAUCAAUCCGAUAGUGAAGGUGAUGGUGAAAGAGGGAGCCGUAAACGUAGACGAGCAGCUGGUAACGAGGACACAUCAUCAUCGGACGGUGAAGGUGGUUCAGACGAUGACAGACCGAAGAAACGUGGUCGUCCACCAACUGGUGCUCGAGAACGCAUCAAAGGAUUCACAGACGCUGAAAUUCGUAAAUUUGUCAAGAGCUAUAAAAAAUUCAGUGCACCUUUAAAACGUUUAGAAGCGGUGGCAUGUGAUGCCGAAUUACAGGAGAAACCGUUAGCCGAACUUCGUAAACUUGGUGAAAUGUUACGAGAACGGUGUCUGGCGUAUAUGACACCAAAUGAAAAUGAUGAUGCUACUACUGGUGCCGAUGGUAAAGAUGCAAACGGUCGUAAACAACGAGCCCGUGGACCAUCAUUUAAAUUAGGUGGUGUAUCUGUCAAUGCAAAAACAAUGAUGCAAUGUGAGAAAGAAUUAGAACCAUUAGACACGAUUUUACCAUCCGAUGCGAAUGAAAGACUCAAAUGGAUGUUAGAAAUUAAAACAAAACCAGCACACUUCGAUGUGGAAUGGGACGCACCAGAAGAUUCAAAAUUAUUGAUUGGUAUUUAUCAAUAUGGUAUGGGAUCAUGGGAAGCGAUUAAAAUGGAUCCAUCAUUAGCGAUUGGUGAUAAAAUAUUAGCAAAUGGUGAUAAGAAACCUCAAGCCAAACAUUUACAAUCUAGAUGUGAAUAUUUGUUACGAAUAUUACGAAAGAAUAUUGAUUUGAAACAAGGUUUGCCGAAACCGAAAAAACAACGAAGAGCCAAAGAAGUGAAGUCAAAAGAGACAACAGGGGAACAUGAUGAAAUUAGUUCAGAUAAUGAUAGUCAUAGUAUGUCACAUACUCCAUCCGGAAAGAAACAAUCUAGAUCUCAAGAAAAAACUCAUAAGGUGAAAGCGAAAUCAGAAGAUGAAAGUAAAGAUGAAUCAUUAGACAAAGGUCGUGAAAAGAAAGCGAAGAAGGAUAAAGAAUCAAAGAAAAAGAAACAAGUUGGUCCAAUGCAUUUUACAGCGAACAAUGAACCACGUGCGCUUGAUGUACUGGGUGAUUUAGAUCCAUCCAUAUUUAAUCAAUGUAAAGAAUUGAUGCGUCCUGUAAAGAAAGCAUUAAAAGCACUAGAUAAUCCAGAUCAAUCGUUAGAUGAAACUGCUCAAGUGAAUCACACACGUGAAUGUCUGUUACAGAUUGGUAAUCAAAUUAAUAAGUGUUUAACGGAAUAUGAAAAAGAUCCCGAAAAGGCAAAAGAAUGGCGAAGUAAUUUAUGGUAUUUUGUAUCAAAAUUUACGGUAUUUGAUGCGAAAAAAUUGUAUAAAAUUUAUAAACAUGCUGUGAAAAAAGCGAACGCAAAAGAAGGUAAAGAGGAAAAGCCUACAAAAGAUAAACAUACCGAUAAGGAGAAAGAAAAGAAGAAGAAAUCAAAAGAUAAGGAUCACCAUCAUCAUCACAAGGAUAGCAAGGAUUCUAGAACGAAUGAUAUGGAUACGUCAUCAUCACAUUCAACAAAUAAACGGCGAUUAGAUGAUAAGGACGAUUCACAUAAAGAUAAUAAACGAAUACAUCACAGUGAUCGAUCUGACAGAUCUCGAGAUUUAGACACAUCGAAUGAUCGAUCUUCUUGGUCUGGUAAUAUUGGUCCAGUGGCUGCGGCAGCCUCAACACCACAAAGAACAAAUAUACCACCAUACAAUAGGCACGAUGUAAAUCCAGGUGAUACACGAGCUCUUUAUGGUGAUCAAGCAAUUGAUCGUUGGCAAUCAUCAAAUGGUCCACACUCUAGGGAGAGAUUUACUGGAAGUACAAGUAAUGAUCAUAAAAGAGGUGGAGAACGUUUUGAUGGUUAUUCAAGAGGGCCAGUGAGUGCGGGUUAUCAUCGUGGUGAUCGUAAUCAACCUAGAAUUAACGAUAAACGACGAUUCCAUCCAGGUGGUGGGGGCGGCGGAGGCAGUUACAAUAGUCAUUAUGUAAGUGUUCAAUAUUCAUCAAGUGGUCCACCUGGUAUGUUUCCACGUGAUCGUUUCUCCGGUACAAAUGAUUGGCGAAAUGAACGUGACUAUCGAAAAGAUUACAAUCGUCGUGAACCACCUUAAAGAAUUUACCUUUACCUUAACUACAAAAACAAAUUUCUUUUAAUUUAAAAAACAAGCAAAAAAUUACCUCAUACUUAAAAAAAAAAUAUUUUACUGUGAAAAACUUACGGAAAAGUGUGAGAUGUUAGUGUUUUUUUUUUUCUUUAAAAAAAAAAAGGAAUUUUCCUAAAAAUUAUUCAUCAAAAUUUUCAUCAUCGUGUGUAGAUUAAAAAAAAUUAUAUAAAUUGGUACUGCGCAAGUGUUGUACAGAUUUUGAAACGUGUGAAAAAAAUAAUUUUUUUUUGGGGCCGAACAGAAACGUUUUUAUUUAAAUUAGUGCAGACAGAUCAGUCUCAAAAAAAAAGUGUGUGCAUUUUUCAGGCGUAAUUUACUCAAAUAAAAAGAAAAAAUCUUUUACGUCUCCUAGUUUUCAAAACCAGAAAAAAAAGUUUAGAAAAAUAAUUAAUUGCAAGAAAAUUUUGCUUUUUGUCAGAGAAUAAUUUUCCUUUCUUUUUUUUUUCUUGUACAGAUAUUAUAUUUAAGCAUAAGUUUUUCGAAAAAUUUCCAGUUGUAAAUACUAGUUGAUAAGUUCUCUAUUCCCCCUUGAUUCCCCCCCACAACACAACCAUCCUGUUAAUUACGAUUAUAUAUCAUCUAUUAAAUAUUAUUUGUACCAAUCCAGUUAAUAAAAAAUCGGUGCAUCCAAAAGUUGUACCCAAAUUUUGAUUUGAGAACAAAGUGUUUCAUUUAGUCAUUCCUAAUUUAAGUUGAGAGCAGAUAUAUACCAAAACUUUAUAGUAACUUCAGAACUUAGACUUUUUGGAAUAUUUAACUCUUAGUCCAUCAUAUUUAAAAGUAUUUUUUUUUUUCAAUUUCGUUCCAAUUAUUUUUCUAGAACUUAGUUUAAGUUAGGUUGGUGAUCCUGGGGUGGGACACACUUAGACCAUAGGGUCCGUUGUGAUACCGAAAAAGAGUUGGCCCAUCCCAGACCACUACUCCAUGAAUCAUUUGGAGCUGUUUAAAAAGAGCAGGGAUGCUUUGACGUCAACGGAUUUUAGGUCGGAGAAAUCGUUAAAGAGUGGUUGACUCAAAUAAGUCCAUCUCCUUAUAGCAAGAGCUGGACAGUGACAGAGAAGAUGAGACAUCAUCUCUUCCUCCUCCUCACUGUAGCAACUCAUGCAAUAGUCGUGAUACACUAUCUGACCCAGGCGUUCAGCUAACCGUAGGUCCAUCUAUGUUUUAUUAUUUUAACUAUAUUUAUUUAUGAUUUGUAAAUAUGUUUGAUUUUUAUUAUAAAUUUACUUUGAGAUAUAGAUUAUCAAAUUACUUUAUGUUUUUAUUUAUGAUUUAUAAAUUAUUUCUACGAAAUUUUAAGAAAUUAAUCAAAAUAUUUGUUUAUGUGACAACGCUGUAAAAAUACGGCACAUCACUGAAACGCGAUCAGCUCUGUCCGGCGAUCAGCAAUUUCCUCUUUUUCCAGCUAGAUAAUUUUUAUCUAUUUUUCCCAAUUUUUUAAUUUGGUACGCUCCGUUAUAUGCUGCGUUAGUUUCCAAACUUGAUCAUAUCGC
Messenger RNA from Chrysoperla carnea, 6994 nucleotides. RefSeq names its product chromodomain-helicase-DNA-binding protein 1 (gene Chd1). Lineage: Eukaryota; Metazoa; Arthropoda; Insecta; Neuroptera; Chrysopidae. Gene Ontology annotation, cellular component: chromatin; nucleus. Bases 96 to 5447 code for a protein of 1783 amino acids. The transcript is spliced from 20 exons. Gene Ontology annotation, biological process: nucleosome organization; regulation of transcription by RNA polymerase II. The record is from RefSeq and is a predicted model, not a curated record. Gene Ontology annotation, molecular function: histone binding; ATP hydrolysis activity; ATP-dependent chromatin remodeler activity.